UAAGCAACCAAGCUUCCGUCUAUCUGGCAUCGCUAGCAACAGCUGACAUCUGAUGAAACGAGCGAAAGAGACGCAUAGAGAAGUUAGAAGGAAAUCGGGACGCUUGCUUUAUUGGGCGGCUUAAAUAAAUACCGAAUCCCAGCCAGCGGCCGGAAUGCUGCCGUCCACGGGCCUCUUUAAGGGUUUCCUGUGUCCAUACUUUGAUGGCCAGGAUGCGGAGACAUGCCGGCGACCCUUUUGUCACUUCAAGCACGCCCGCAAAGACGAUGUAGAGGCCGCUCCGCCCGCCGAACCCGUUCCCGUGCCCCAGUACAAGCCGGCGCCCAAGCUGCUCUCCCUGCCGUUGCCCCAGAUCACGUUAUGUGCGCCUCGAAAGAAGUCCACUUUGGAGUACCACCCGGAAAAGCCGGCUCUGAAUGCUUCGCCAGCUAAGAAAAAGCAAGAGGCGGCUGUGGAGAGUGCUCCCAAAUAUGUACCCGCGCAUCCAUCUGGCACAAAUGGUGACGGAGGCGACGACGACUGGCAGGCUGAUCUUGAGAAAGAGAUCGAUGAGCAAAUGCAGGUGGAAAUUGACGACCCUGGCGAGGACGGCGAUCUCGAAGAGGAUGUCCAAAUGGUGUCCAAGGAAGAGGAGGUUGAGCAGGACGAACAGCCAAAGAGUGUCACGGAAAACCACAAAAAGGAACACAAAUCGAGCAAGGAGCGGGAAAGGGAUAAGGAAAAGGUCAGAGAACGAGACAAGGUCAAGGACCGGGAGAAGGACAGAGACAGGAAUAGGGAUAAGGAUAAGGAAAAAAACAAAGACAAGGACAAAGAUAAGGAAAUAAAGGACAAGGAUAAGGACAAGCGAAAGUCAUCCCACAGCGACAAGGAACGCUCUAAGGAGAGGCACACCUCAAGCUCCAGUUCCUCAAGGCACAAGUCUUCCUCUAGCUCUUCAAGCAAGAAGUCGUCCAGCAGCGACAAGCAUCGCGACGAGAAGAGCUCCAGCAGCAGGCACAAAAGCAGUUCCUCAUCAUCCGCAUCGAAGAGUCAUCACCACAACUCUAGUUCCUCGAGUUCCUCGCGCUCAAAGUCAAAAAGCAGUUCGUCGUCCAGCAAAAGCACUAGCAAUUCUAAAAGCGAUACAGAUGCCGAAAAGAAAGCAGAAGCUGCUGCGGUACCGCAAGCGGAUGCCAUUGAUGAUCUCGAUGAACUGGACUUUGACUUCGAAGUAGAUACCUCCGAGGGGGAGAUUGUGCGUCAAUGCGAGAUGAUCUUUGACGAGAUGGAGAAGAAGUUCGCUCAGAUGCACAAAGACGGAGAAGGAGAAGCCAACGCAGAAGGCUCUCGCAAGCGCAAGGCUCCUUCGCCGGACAUUGACACCUUCACCGAGGCAGCGACGGCGGCUCUCCAGAAACGGAGGGUGGCCCACGAGAAUGCGGACAGAAUUAAACCACAUUUGGCACCUUCGGUAUCGGUGCGUAAGCCAAAUCAUAUCCGUAAUGCUAUGCAGGCGAUCUUCGAUCGGCGCGCAGAGCUGCGUCGCCAGGAGAAACUUCAAGCCGAGGCCGCUGCCGAGCAGCUACGUCAGGCCCAGGAGCGAGUGCGCCAAGCGCAGGAGGAACUCCGUCAGGCCAAGGUUAACUCAAACCUCACGCCCCUCAUCCCGCGAAGUGCUUUGACUCCACCAGUGCGUUCAGCUCGCAGCAUUGCUCCCGUGGCCAACAUAGUGGCCAUCGCUCGGGCCAAGAAAAAGAUUGAGGAGCUUCAAGCUGAAAAAAAACCCGCUUUUACGCCUGCGCAAUCCUUCAAGGGUGCCGGACGGGUGGCCCAUAAACCCACGGCUGCGUUGGACAAAGCUGCUCCUGCGGCCAGUGAGGCCAAUGCCGAAAAGCCCCCUGUUCUUGAUCCCAGCAGUUCUAAGAUAUCGUACAACGUUCGCAUGCAGUAUUACGAGAUGAUGGUGAAGCAUUGCACCGUCAUCUACCCACAGCUGGCAGAUGCCUGGGAGCGGGCACAGGUUGAAGAGUUGGCAGUCUUCAAGAAGUGCAACACACCUGCCAUAUACAAGAACAGCUGUAUGUUGGCUAUAAACAAGCUCCGCAAGGAGGCCAUUGAGGCGGGAAACAGACCAAGCGUGGCCAGUAAGACGGUGUCACAUGAGAUGAUGUUGGGUGGCAAGCGGGCGCUCACCACAUCCUGGAGUGUAGAGAAAAAGGAAAAACUUGGCUCCAUGGGCAAUGGUGAACCUUUCGAUGCUUUAAACGCUGAAAAAGCAUAUGAAAUGGUCUUCGAUCUUCGCUUGACAGAAGAGCAGCUGGUGGAAAACGGAUAUCCGCGACCGGGUAUGAAACGCGGAUCUGCUGUGAUUCGCGCUUGCCGUCCCAACCGUCGACCUAACGAGCAUGAACGCUAUUGCUCCCGCUGCGGCAAGGUGUUUAGCUUGGACAUAUAUGAGCACCCGGGUUCCGACAUGUGUAACUACCACCCGAAAAGUACAGGCUACCGACGAGGAUUCACCGACAACCACCAUCGUUGCUGCCAACAGCCGUCGGGAACGCCGGGAUGUACCUAUGCGAAUUACCACGUUAGCGACUAUUACGAUCCGGAAAAGCUCACCUGCUUCGUCAAGACGAUCGAGCGGGAUGAGGUGGUGCCCACCAAGAAGGACAUAUUCGCCUUGGAUUGCGAGAUGUGCUACACCACGCACGGAAUUGAAUUGACGCGUGUCACGGUGGUAGACAUUAAUGGACGCAGUGUUUACGAUGCUUUGGUGAAGCCGGACAACCAGAUUGUAGACUAUAAUACCACCUACUCGGGCAUUACAGAAGCCAUGCUCUCAAAAGAGACGCGUAACAUACGCGAUGUUCAGGCCGUUCUGAUGUCCAUGUUUCAUGCCAAAACUGUGCUCGUUGGUCACAGUUUGGAGAGCGACCUGAAGGCACUCAAACUCAUUCAUGACGUUGUGGUGGACACUUCGGUGCUAUUUCCUCACAAGAUGGGACCACCCAAAAAGCGUGCUUUAAAGACACUGUGCAUAGAAAACCUCAAAAGGAUUAUACAGGAAAAUGAGGCCGGUCAUGACAGUGCUGAGGAUGCUGAGGUGUGUAUCCAGCUCAUCAAGUACUAUCUGCGCAACAAAAUCAGUUGAGCUGUGUUCAUUUACCACCAUCAGCAAUCAGUUCAAAAGCAUAACAUACAUACAUCUGUUAAUAUGUAUUCCAUGCCCAUCAAAAUCAAAGCCUUAGCCCCUAAUCGAUCCAUAUUUUGUAAGAUCAAUCUGUAUUUAUAAAUAAAUCAUUAAGCUGACACGGGAAA
Molecule: messenger RNA, 3300 nt
Organism: Drosophila eugracilis
Lineage: Eukaryota; Metazoa; Arthropoda; Insecta; Diptera; Drosophilidae
Product: RNA exonuclease 1 homolog
Cellular component (GO): nucleus
Molecular function (GO): exonuclease activity; nucleic acid binding
Source: RefSeq, a predicted model, not a curated record